GUGUCACUUCGCACAUGCGGAGAACACCUUAGUAGCAACGUUAGCUCCGCGUGGACAGUAAAGGGGGAAGACGGGGAUUUGUUCGAGUGUCGCAGGUAAAAUAUUCCAGUUGUCGAUGAAGCAGAGAUGUCUUCACUUCAGUUUUUGAGGAAUUUAAUUUUUGAGCGCUCGACAGCUGCUGCUGCUGAAGAAAUAUUCCGACAUGUAGAAAGAAUCGUCGUGGAGUACGAGGAAGAGUUGGAUCGUCAGCGCAGAUUGUUGGAUAUCGUUUGUAAACCUCGACUAAAGUUAUACCGGAUCGAUCUUCCACAGAAAGGUGUUCUUAAGGAGGAGCAGGAGGAGGAGCAGCAGCUCUGUAACCAGGAGAGGUAUUCCAGUCUGGACCAAGAUAAACCAGAGUCUUUACAGAUUAAAGAGGAAGAGGAGGAAAUCUGUACCAGUCAGGAGCAGGAGCAGCUUGAACUGAAGCAGGAGGCUGAUAAUUUCAUGUUGAGUCCUGAUAAUGAGGAAAGUGAUCACAUAAAACCAGAGCGUGAAAAGCAUGUGUGCAAUAUUUGUAAGAAAUGCUUUAGGCAAAAACAUUCCUUCAUGGAGCACAUGAGAAUUCAUGCAGAUGAGAGGCCAUUUUCUUGUAAAACUUGUGGACAGUGUUUUAGACACAGUUCAGAAUUGACAAGCCACAAAAGAAUUCACACAGGUGAGAAGCCUUUUUCUUGUGAAAUAUGUGGAAAGUGUUUUCGAUAUAAUGGUCAUUUGAAAAAACACAAAAGAUCUCACAUAGAUGAGAAGAGGGAGAACACCACUGCAGCACCUGUUGACGUACAGGCGUCGCAGCCAUUAUGUUAUAUUUACCAUGUAAAAUAUUAAGCUGUGGAUGCACUGCACAACUUUCAAACUGCAAAUCCAAGAUGUAAACUUCACUCAAAAUAGAUGUUGAGUCACUGGUAUAAAAGGAGGAGAAACUUCAUGGAAGCCAUUCGUCUUUUAAAGGCAUGAGUAAAAUGCACCAUUGGUCAUUGUCUUGGCCAUGACAGUGGGUUUAAACUUCUAACUGAAUCUAGUCUCUGAUUUUAUUACAUUAUAAAUGCUUCUAAUGCCUAUGAGUGUAUGUCACGGUAUUUGUGUUUACUGAUCAUCAGUAGUCUCUUUAGAUUUUACUAUUUUAGUCAAUUUUUAUUUUUAUUUUUAUCCUUUUCAUAUGAUGAUUGUCCUUACCAUUGAAACAGUAUUUUAAAAACAUGUAUCAUAGUCUUCAAAGUACUGGAAAUUAAAGUUUUGAGUUUUUGUAUUUUUUUUGCAAAAAUGUGUGCCAUUUUUAUACACAAUGGAAUGCAAGUAAUAAAACUUUAAUUCAUGGA
Molecule: messenger RNA, 1358 nt
Organism: Solea solea (common sole)
Lineage: Eukaryota; Metazoa; Chordata; Actinopteri; Pleuronectiformes; Soleidae
Product: zinc finger protein 41 homolog
Exons: 2
Coding region: 127-867 (246 amino acids)
Biological process (GO): regulation of transcription by RNA polymerase II
Cellular component (GO): nucleus
Molecular function (GO): DNA-binding transcription activator activity, RNA polymerase II-specific; RNA polymerase II cis-regulatory region sequence-specific DNA binding
Source: RefSeq, a predicted model, not a curated record